Molecule: messenger RNA, 606 nt
Organism: Bacidia gigantensis
Lineage: Eukaryota; Fungi; Ascomycota; Lecanoromycetes; Lecanorales; Ramalinaceae
Exons: 3
Coding region: 1-606 (201 amino acids)
Source: RefSeq, a predicted model, not a curated record
AUGCCAGGGGGUAGUCGACGCCGUAAACAGCGUGAGCGGGAAGCACAAGAGAAGCGCAGCGACGAGGAAAAAACAGUGAUGCCACAAUUACGUUCCAGUAAUAUGACGACAAGAUCAAUGACAUCUAACGCCGUGUCCUCUGCGACGGGUCCCGAUCUCUCUCACGUUACGCCCGACGCGCUGUUGAGCCACACACCAGUGUAUUCGAAGAUCAGGCAUCAAGAGAAUCUACUCUUUCUUUUCACUCAAAGAGCCAAAGAUGGGGCCGUUCGUAAAAUGCACCAGACAUGGAUGGAGUGUCGAAGCCGAUGCGUGGAAGCUCUUCGCAGCAAUCGUCCAGCCGUAAUUAACGCAAAAUCUGGCUCGAAAUCGGAAAUCGAGCACACUUUGGCCGAAUUUGAGAAGUUCCUGAAAUUCGUGGGGCCUGACAAGAAUUUGAAUCUCUAUAAAUUUGUAAAAGAAGUCGUUUUUGACAACAUCAUGCUUUUACACCUCGAGGCAGACCGAAGCGGAUACUUGAACGAAGUACGAAAGCCACAUCGAAGCCAUUUUCAAGUGUUCGAGCAGCUGGCAGCUAUGCCUAAAAACUCAGGAAAGCCGAAGUAG